Molecule: messenger RNA, 339 nt
Organism: Penicillium arizonense
Lineage: Eukaryota; Fungi; Ascomycota; Eurotiomycetes; Eurotiales; Aspergillaceae
Exons: 1
Coding region: 1-339 (112 amino acids)
Source: RefSeq, a predicted model, not a curated record
AUGGAGCGCGUCGUCGUGUCUGAUCUGACCUCGGCGGGAAUAGAUUACUCGCCACAAGAGUUUUCGCAGUUGGCGAUGGGCUGCUCCUACAAUGGCAUGGAGAUGUCAGUGGUGUUCGUGUCUGGGGCACAGACUUGGCAGAAAUCAUCGGACUCGGCGCAGCAGCAGGCGCGAUAUUCCACUCAACUUGUCGUGGAGAACAAAGGUCUCGAGCUUAUGCGUCCUGUUCUUGGCCCGCGGCCUUGGGUUGCAGUAUUUAAUAUAGGACAUGCUGCAUGGGCCUGUUUAAAGCGGCAGGGCCAGAAAUAUUGUGUAAGUCGGUUUUGCGUGGAGCACUGA